GUGAGUGCUCGGCCUCCGCCGGGUUCCAGCCCCGCGAGCAGGCCCGCGCAUGCGCCAUGGCCGCGGUGGCGGCGAAGCGCGAAGGGCCCCCGUUCAUCAGCGAGCCGGCCGUGCGGGGCAACGCCGCAGUCCUGGACUACUGCCGCACCUCCGUGUCGGCGCUGUCGGGCGCCACGGCCGGCAUCCUGGGCCUCACGGGCCUGUACGGCUUCAUCUUCUACCUGCUCGCGUCCGUCCUGCUCUCGCUGCUGCUCAUCCUCAAGGCGGGGAGGCGCUGGAACAAGUACUUCAAGUCCCGCCGGCCGCUCUUCACCGGCGGGCUCGUGGGCGGCCUCUUCACCUACGUCCUCUUCUGGACCUUCCUCUACGGCAUGGUGCACGUCUACUGAACGGAGCCCGAAGC
Messenger RNA from Suncus etruscus (white-toothed pygmy shrew), 403 nucleotides. It is a transcript of the gene EMC6, whose product is annotated as ER membrane protein complex subunit 6. NCBI's taxonomy places the organism in Eukaryota, Metazoa, Chordata, Mammalia, Eulipotyphla, Soricidae. Gene Ontology annotation, cellular component: EMC complex; membrane; endoplasmic reticulum. The record is from RefSeq and is a predicted model, not a curated record. The transcript is spliced from 2 exons. Gene Ontology annotation, biological process: autophagosome assembly; protein folding in endoplasmic reticulum. The coding region runs from base 57 to 389 and encodes 110 amino acids.